Plasmodium relictum is the source of this 1020-nucleotide messenger RNA. Its product is annotated as conserved protein, unknown function. The transcript is spliced from 12 exons. Gene Ontology annotation, molecular function: protein binding. NCBI's taxonomy places the organism in Eukaryota, Apicomplexa, Aconoidasida, Haemosporida, Plasmodiidae. The coding region runs from base 1 to 1020 and encodes 339 amino acids. The record is from RefSeq and is a predicted model, not a curated record.
AUGAUAAAGUAUAAUAUGAAAUAUUGUUGUGAUGACAUUUGUAUUUUUCCUAGUUGUACUUUGUUAAAUUAUAAUGAUAAGUUUAGUGAUAGUUUUGGUUUAACUGCAGUUUCAACAUAUCAACUUAAAAAUAAUGAACAAAAAAAAAAAGGAAAAAUUUAUUUAUUCAGACUUAAGGAAAAUAUACAUGAAAAUAAUAUGUCUGAAAUAGAUUACGUUUUAAGUUAUGAAAAAAAUAUAAAUUUCCACAGUGGAGUUCUUCAAUCUAAUUACAUUUUUACAAAUGAUAAUUUAUUAUUAGGAAGUAUAUGUGUUAAUGGUUUUUAUUUAUCAGAUGUAAAUAAAGGAGAUUAUCAUAAAAUACUUCAAACAAAAGAAGAAGAAGAUAAUUCAGGAUUAUCAUUUGAAGCUUUUGAUAACAAAGCUGAAAAAAUAUGUAUUUCUUUUAGCAAUGGUGAUAUUUGCUAUCUCGUUGAUGGAAUAAACAAAAAGUUAUGGAAAGCUCAUGAGUAUCAUGUAUGGUCUUGCACAUUUAAUGGAAAUGAAAAUAUAAUAACAACAGGAUCUGAUGAUUGUUCAUUUAUUGUAUGGGAUUUAAGAACUAACAAUUUUGUUCAAAAAAAUAAAAAAUCCCAUUCUCAGGGUGUUACUUCAGUUAAGUUCGAAAAUUUCAAUCAAUUAUUAUAUACAGGAUCGUAUGAUAAUAAAAUUCGUAUAUUUGAUUUACGAAAUAUAUGUGACCCUUUACAAAUAGUUAACGUCAAUUCAUCCAUUUGGAGGAUUAAAUUUUUAUAUAAAAAUAACGAAUUAAACAAACUAUUAGUUGCAGCCUGUGAUGGAGGAGCAAAAAUAUUUAAGAAAAUAAAUAAUGAAUUUAUUUUUAAAAAAGGUGUAACGAAUAACAAUGAAUUAACCUAUGGAAUUGAUGCUAUUAAUAUUCUUAAUAAAAAAAAAAAAAAAAAAAAAAAAAUUUACUUUACCUGUUCUUUUUACAAUAAAGAAGUGCAGAUGUGGUUAUAA